Camponotus floridanus (Florida carpenter ant) is the source of this 677-nucleotide messenger RNA. RefSeq lists its product as uncharacterized. The transcript is spliced from 3 exons. Bases 203 to 652 code for a protein of 149 amino acids. Gene Ontology annotation, biological process: heme transport. The record is from RefSeq and is a predicted model, not a curated record. Gene Ontology annotation, molecular function: heme binding; heme transmembrane transporter activity. Gene Ontology annotation, cellular component: plasma membrane; lysosomal membrane. Lineage: Eukaryota; Metazoa; Arthropoda; Insecta; Hymenoptera; Formicidae.
AUCAAACAAAGAUAGAACGAUGCUUUCAGCACUGAAACCGUCAAAACGAACGCAGCAAAGAAACACAUGAUGUUACGAACAGAUGGAAGAUUGUAAAGAAAAACACACACAUAUACACACUUUGUUGUACUUUGUUCAACUUUCAUUAUGAUACAUUUAAUUACUUUAUUGUUGCAACGUAAUUGAUAGACAUCCGAAAAAAAUGAUACGCAACGUCUUGGUACAAUUAUUGAUUAGUGCUCUAGGUAUAUUUAUUGGAGUAUCUGCGUUUUUUGUUCUGUUUGUUGUUUACGGGAAUCAUGACGUUGGAUUUUGGUCGAUACUAGCAGGUGUCUUAGCUGGAGUCUGUUUUCACUUACAUUGGGUAAAAGGCAAGGAAACUUUGGAGAGAUGGCACACUAGAAUUACAUUGCAAAAUUUAAAUAUUGUGGGCUUUAUAUGUGCUGUAAUUGGUGUUACUGCACUGAUUUGGUAUUUGUUUCUUACAUUUUACUACAAGAUUCCCAUUCAACCAAUUUCUGAGAGUACAGUCAUAAGAGCAGUAUGGUCUGUGAUCUGUGCAAAAUGGGGCGUUACAUUGAUGUAUUAUUCAAAUAAAUACGAAUUAUUAAUUCAAGAGGGAGCAGCACCCAUACUUACAGACAAUGCCUAAAACAUGAUAUUAUAUUUAUAUUUUU